GCCCCGAGAGGCUGGCCUAGAAGGCGCCACAUCCGGCGGCUGUCCCGUGGUGCAUAAAGCCGCCGCCACUGCUGCCACCACCACCGUUGGCUUCCAGCAGUAGCGCUGGCCUCCUCUUGGCUGCGGGAGCAGCUGCUCCAAUGCUCUGGAGCGGCCAUGAGCGCCCCGCACUGGUGGGACCAGCUGCGGGCUGGCAGCUCGGAGGUGGACUGGUGCGAGGACAACUACACCAUCGUGCCUGCCAUCGCCGAGUUCUACAACACGAUCAGCAACGUCUUGUUUUUCAUUUUACCACCCAUCUGCAUGUGCUUGUUUCGUCAGUAUGCAACAUGCUUCAACAGUGGUAUCUACUUAAUAUGGACUCUCUUAGUUGUAGUGGGAAUUGGAUCCGUCUACUUCCAUGCAACGCUUAGUUUCCUGGGCCAGAUGCUUGACGAACUUGCAAUCCUUUGGGUUCUGAUGUGUGCUCUGGCCAUGUGGUUCCCCAGAAGGUAUCUGCCAAAGAUCUUUCGGAAUGACAGGGGCAGGUUCAAGGCCGUGGUCUGCGUCCUGUCUGCAGUUACAACGUGCCUGGCGUUUGUCAAGCCUGCUAUCAACAACAUCUCUCUGAUGACCCUGGGUGUUCCUUGCACUGCACUGCUCAUUGCAGAGCUAAGGAGGUGCGACAACGUGCGUGUUUUUAAGCUGGGCCUCUUCUCGGGCCUCUGGUGGACCCUGGCCCUCUUCUGCUGGAUCAGUGACCGGGCCUUCUGUGAGCUGCUAUCUGCCUUCCACUUCCCCUACCUGCACUGCGUGUGGCACAUCCUCAUCUGCCUUGCUGCCUACUUGGGCUGUGUGUGUUUUGCUUACUUCGAUGCUGCCUCCGAGAUCCCGGAGCAAGGCCCCGUCAUUAAGUUCUGGCCCAGCGAAAGAUGGGCCUUCAUUGGUGUCCCUUACGUGUCCCUCCUCUGCGCCAACAAGAAAUCGCCCGUCAAGAUCACAUGAUGGCAAGGCGGAGGCUGGUCUCUCUAAGCAUUUUCCCGCGUGCACCUCAAAGUUCAUUUGCCAGCCAGGACAGCUGGGGACGUCCCCAGAGUCUGGGGUGGGGGUUUGUCUUUAAAAUUCUGUUCCCUUGGGUUCUAAUUAGUGUGUCUGUGGCCCGCCAACCCUCCACGGUGCGUGGGAGCAGCAGGCGACUUCCCUGUCCCGAAGGGGAAGGAGAAGGUUGAGGGGCACUGGGGAUGCCCUUUCAGUGUCCCCUCCAGCUGCAAUGCUGUUGGGCUGCGUUGUUUAUGGUAAUGGCAGGGCAGUGCCCGGCGGGACCCAGCGCUGCUGCACGAGCCUGGCUUCCGGGAGAGAUUUUGCUCAGAUGCCACAGUACCCACGUGCUGCUCUCGGAGUGGCUUUUGCUGUGACAGAGUCUGCUGCCAGACAAGAACCUCUGAUUGUGUGAUGGAAGAGGCCAGAGAGUUUCAUUUGGGGAAAUUGUCGGAAAACGAAAGCAAACAAGUGGCACCCACACGGGACUUGUGGCAGUUGGAGAGCCGAUUUUCCCCUCACAGGUCUCCAUGAUCUAGAUUUUGUUUUACAUACAUGUGUGAAUCUUUUUCCGGCUACCUCCGCUGAGAGAUGGAGACUUGCCUUCAGAUCAGGGGGAAGCUCAUGAGAAAAACCCUCUAUGCCAAAAAUGACUUUUAAGCUAUUCUUGAAGUCGAGCACAAUUUUAAGUGCUAACAUUAUCUGCUGCCCCCACCUCCGCCCCAGCCCAGUAAGCAUCAGAUACACAGAGAUUAGAUACAGUGUGAGCAUUCUAUACACAGACCCUCCACCCCAUCCCCUUCUUACUGCUUGACCUCUGUGACAUUGCCAAAGGCCUGGGACAAUCGUGGUGGGGGUCCUGUUUCAAAAUUUGGAGCCAACAUCAAGUUUUCAAAGCUUGUUCUCAUUGGAAGCCUCCUAUAGGCUGUUCUAGUCUGGAAACUACUCUCUAGAACCUUGCCUCUUCCCAGUAUUUACUGUGGGAAUUACACUCCAGAUUCUCACAGGACAAGGUGCUUCCUGUGGUUUUCUCCAGGCAUCUGACCACUCGCUUUUCUUAAGCGCUGGCGGUAACUACACACUGGCCGCUGUGGGUGCAGCAGGGCCAAUCUCUUGCCUUCUGAGUUCUUCUCACCUACAGUGACACUGGCUACAACUCAUAUUUUCAUUGGGCUGAAGGGAAGACUGCACAGCUGUCCUCAAGGUGUGAGGGGAAAUUCAUGACCUCAGGGAUACUCAUUUUAACUCAGGCAUCUCUUGCUUUGCAACAUUCCAUUAUGGGAGAGGGCAGGACAGAUGUGUCCUCCUUGUGUGGACAGGAAUCACGUCAUCAUCCUAAAUAUUUAAGAGUUGGGCAGUAGCAGUUUGGGCCACAUCUGGGAACUCUUUACUGUAGUUAGAAUUUGCAUAAGAUCUAAGGCAAAAAGUCCAAGGAGCAGCUAAAGUUAAAGAAACAAAAUGACUUUAUUUCUGUGGUUUUCCAAUUAUUUUAGCAGCAGAAACCUGGUAGCAGUAAGAAAUCUUAUGGAACCCUAUUGUGUGAAAUAAGUUGUAUUUUAUUAAAUUUAUUUUGAGGUUAAACUUCUAGCAUUUCCUGAAUUAUAUACAAGGCAGUGAAAAAUGCCAAUUAACAAACUUUCCAGGGUAGAAAAAUUUAGUAUUAUGUCAGUGUACAUGACAAUAUUUGAAUUAAAAUAUUUGUGAAACCUCUAAUGUACCUCUCUGAGAUCUAGGUGGGUCAUGGAACAAAAUUGGAAAAAGGCUAAGUCCUUUGGGUUUAGAGGAAGUACCCUAACUCCCAAGGCUAUUUAUGUCCUUCUAGAAGACAAAUGACUAACUUUCAGAAGGAAUGCUUUUGCUAUGAAAAACAGAAUGCCCUUCUAGAGGCUGAUUUUAACAGGAUGAGGGCUGAGAGGGAAGUGUGGAAUGGGAUGUAUUUGAGGAAGACAAAACAUAACUACUUUUUUUGGUCUUUUUAGGGCUGUACCCAUGCCUCUGGAAGUUCCAAGGCUAGGGGUCAAAUUGGAGCUGCAGCUGCUGGUUACGCCACAGCCACAGCCACGAGGGACCCUAGCCACAUCUGUGACUUACACCAUAGCUCAUGGCAAUGCCAGAUCCCCGACCCACUGAGCGAGGCCAGGGAUCAAACCCAUGUCUUCAUGAAUACUAGUCGGAUUUGUUGCCAGGGAACACCAAUAUAACUACUUUUGAACAGAAAUCACUUUUGGACAGAAAUCACUAUCACUUGAUGGUGGAAAUCAACAGAGUAGGAAUAUACCAAUGUUAAGUUAGAUUUAUGGUAUCAUUCAUAUUUAUAUUUACAUUUAUAUUUAUAAUUUUUAUAGCACUACAUGCUUUGUAAAGAAAAUGGGGAUCUUACAGAAAAGUUGGAGGAGAAGAAAAAAACGUAAUCGUUGGUAUUUCUCUAGCUCAAGGACAACUGUUGUAUAUAUAUUUUGAUUUAUUUCCUUCUGGUCUUCCUCCUCCACAGUAUAGUUGUAAAUAGAUGUCUUUCAGAGCUGACAGCUGACCUUGUACUUUGAAUGGAAUAUAAAUGCCAGUGGUAUAUUGUUCAUGAAGAGCAGGUUUGGGAAUAUACUAGAGUUAGCUACACACUUGAUUAUUCAUCACUGGAUUCUAAGACUUACUACUGAGUCUGCCCUUGUAGUUGAACCUCACAUGAAUGGGCCCUAGGAAGUCAUGAACUGAAUUCUACUUCUUGGUAUGCUUCUGCGCUUAGAUGCACAAGUCAGAGAAAACAGCUGUUAAAUAUAUGGUUCUACAUGUUUUGAUGUUCUUGGGUUUUUGAAAAAAGUGACUAGCUUAUUUCAUUAAUUGAUAUGCAAUCAACAAUCUCUUUUCCUCCCCUGAUAGUUCAAGGACAUGGACAUUUGACACUGGGGAGUUAGGUCAUGGCAGUUACUCAACAUGGCUAUUAAAUUAUUCUGGUUCAAAUUUACCUAAGAUCAAUACUCAGCAGGUACUGGAUUUAGGCUAUUAAAAAAAAUUAAUGUUACUAACUGAUCAUUUAAGUCAAUGAUUCUUGCUUUGUAGUGUUUGAUUGAUGUGUUUUAGAAAAAACAGUAUUUUCUCCCCCUUUAUUAUUAUAAUCAAACAAGCACCUCUGAAAUAUUUUAAAGGUGUUUGGGGGUGGGAUAUCUCAAUCUACUUGAUAACAGGCUACAUUUUGGGGAACUCUGCCCAUCUCUCAGAAGAAUGCCUAAAACAUUAAUUAUGGAACAAAGAUGUUCUGUUGAGGGAUGAAGUGUGAUGGUUGUCAAGCACAGGCUUUGUAAAAAUGCUGUCACCUACUUAUUGGAUUUCUCAGGUGUGCAAAAACUUCUCACCAGUUCAUUAUGCUUACGUGAGCUGGUGCCACGUGGGAGGUGGCAGAACUGGGAAUUGAGCCUUCCUUGAACCUUGAUCCCUUGAGGCUGACAUGGAACCAUCUCUAGGGGACAGGUGGGGGCAAAAACCAAGGCCCCUCUCAUAGCUCCUUUUCUUCAAAUGAACUUGGAGCCUUUAAUAGCCAGCUCUGCCUGGGUGCUGCCAUUCCAACUGGUCAAAGACAAGCCUUGGGCCAGGUUGGGCUUCUCAAUGGAUUUUAUAAACAUCAUUCUCCUACAGAUUUUUUUUUUCCAAUCUAAUUUAAACUAAUUGUUUAAAUUGUUCCUUUCCCUCUAUGCUAAACCAGAUUGAAGACUAUUUUGUAACCACAACAUGUAAUCAGAGCAAAUAGAGUAUUUUCAGAUAGAUACCUUGUUUUGUACUUCUUGUAGGGUGUGCCGUGUAAGGGUGGUAAAUUCACUGGCUGUGGUAGCAUUGAAUCUCCAUUGCUUUGGGAGGGAUUGAAGGCCUUUUGAAGUGGAGCUUUUGCACUUUAUGCUCUUUUGGUGAACCAUUGUGGUGGCUAGGUGGCUACCUUUGAUAUUAAAGCCUUAAGUGGCAUUUUUCUGUGAA
Phacochoerus africanus (Common warthog) is the source of this 4977-nucleotide messenger RNA. RefSeq names its product alkaline ceramidase 2 (gene ACER2). Gene Ontology annotation, molecular function: hydrolase activity, acting on carbon-nitrogen (but not peptide) bonds, in linear amides. Gene Ontology annotation, biological process: ceramide metabolic process. The transcript has 6 exons. The coding region runs from base 157 to 984 and encodes 275 amino acids. NCBI's taxonomy places the organism in Eukaryota, Metazoa, Chordata, Mammalia, Artiodactyla, Suidae. The record is from RefSeq and is a predicted model, not a curated record. Gene Ontology annotation, cellular component: membrane.